AUGGCCGAAACUACAGACAACGUUCCAGCUAAUUCUACCGAUGAUUCCCUGGCUUCUCUACGGUCGAGUAUCCUCGACUAUCGGAGGGAAAAUGGACGCACGUAUCACAGAGUCAGUGAUGGGAUCAAGGGCGCCAAGCGAGUCCUGGACGUUGGAACCGGGACGGGCAUCUGGGCCCUCGAUUAUGCGGACGCUCACCCCGAAGCAAGCGUUAUCGGUGUUGAUUUGAGCCCUAUUCAACCCGUCUACGUUCCGCCCAAUUGCCGCUUCGAAAUCGAUGAUCUCGAGAAGGAAUGGACUUGGACAGAGCUAUUCGACUUCAUAUUCAUCAGAUCAAUGGUUGGAAGUUUCAAAAGCUGGCCCGACGCUAUCAAGCAAGCCUACGACAACUUGGAACCAGGAGGGUAUCUUGAGAUCCAAGACAAUGAGUUUCCCAUCUUCUGUGAUGAUGGUUCCAUGCCCGCAGAUUCCCAAGUCUUGAGGUGGACCCAGCUCAUUGUCGAGGCCACGGACAUCGUGGGUAAAUCAAUGGCUGUUGCACCCACCUUCAAGCAGUUGCUCGAGGAUGCCGGGUUUGAAGAUGUUCAGGGACGCCAAGAGAAAUGGCCCAUUAGCCCAUGGCAGCAGAAGGAUCCGAAACAGAGGGAGUUGGGAAUCUGCUCCCGAGCCGGUACCAUGGAAGGCCUUGAGCCGAUUUGCAUGGCCUUGUUCACGCGCGUGCUUGGCUGGACUCGAGAAGAGGUCUUCGUAUUCUGCGCUGGGGUUAGGGAUGAAUUGAAACAGCAGAAAGUCCACGGCUACUUCAAUGCAUAUGCUGCUUGGGGCCGGAAGCCCGAGAAGAAGGAGGGGGAGGAGGAGGCUAGCUAUCACGUUCCCAACGACGAGGUCUUGGGUGUUGACCUGAGCCCUAUACAGCCUGAAUUGAAUCUUGAACCCGGUGGAUACCUGGAAAUGCAGGAUAAUGGCUUCCCUUUGCUUUGUACCGACGGGACUAUGCCAGAUGAUUCAUUGAUAUACAAGUGGUCUCAGUUGCUCGUUGAAAGCACCGGAUUGAUUGGACAGCCACUUGAUGACGCCCCGAAAUUCAAGCAGAUGCUCGAGGACGCUGGGUUCGAAGACGUGCAUGAGAGGAAGGAGAUAUGGCCGAUUGGGCCGUGGCCCGAAGAGGGCACCAAAGAACAUGAAUUGGGCAUGUGGUGCCAGUCUAUCACUAUGGAAAGCCUGGAAGCCCUCUCGCUUGCUCUAUUUACUCGCGUUCUGGGAUGGUCGCGGGCGCGGACGUUGGUGUUCUGCGCUGGAGCUCGAGAGGAGUUGAAGCAGCAAAACAUCCACGCCUAUUUCGAUGUUUCCUUGCUCGACAUUGAACCCGAGAUCGACGAUGGUGCAUCCUCCAUCGAUGGGUCGCGAGAGCAAGACAGACUUGGUAAGCAAGCCGAACGCCGCGUGGGCCUGUUGAGUCAAGCUCAUCUGUUGCCAGAUCUCACCCAUAACCUGUGGCUACUUACAUGGGAUAACAAACUUUGCAACUGCCCCAAGAACGCUGGUGCCAAGCGAGUGCUAGACAUCGGUACUGGGACUGGCGUCUGGGCCCUAGACUAUGUCGUUGACUUUCCCCAGGUGCUUGGUGUUGACCUUAGCCCGAUUCAACCCGGCUUCGUACCUCCAAAUUGCUCAUUUGAGGUUGACGAUGUCGAGAAAGAGUGGCUCUGGUCGGAGCCGUUUGACCUCAUCUUUGUCAGAAACAUGAUUGCGAGCUUUUCUGAUUGGCCGGGAAUGAUCGCCAAGGCCUAUGAGCGUCUCGAGCCAGGCGGUUAUCUUGAGCUCCAAGACAACAUGUUUCCACUCAUGUGCCGAGACGACACGAUGACGGACGACUUCAAGCCCUUCGAGUGGACGAAGUUGGUCAUGGAGGCAGCUGCAACGAUGGGUCGUCCGGUCAACGUCGCUGCCAGCUUCAAGCAGAUGUUGGAGGACGCAGGCUUUGUCGAUGUCGAGGAGAAGAAGGCCAUCUGGCCUUACAACCCCUGGCCUAAGGACUCGAAGCUCAAGGAGUUAGGCUUGUGGGCUCAAGCAUCUGCCGGCUCGGGAAUUGAAGCAGCCUCUAUGGCUCUCUUCACUCGCGUCCUGAACUGGACUAAGGAGGAGGCGACGGUCUUCAUUGCUGAGGUGAGGAACGAACACAAAAAGAUUGGAGUUCAUGCAUACUACGACGUGUAUGCUGCUUGGGGUCGGAAGCCAGAGAAAAAGGAUGAGGAAGCUGUAGUGCCUUCUUAA
Colletotrichum lupini is the source of this 2274-nucleotide messenger RNA. RefSeq names its product methyltransferase domain-containing protein. NCBI's taxonomy places the organism in Eukaryota, Fungi, Ascomycota, Sordariomycetes, Glomerellales, Glomerellaceae. The coding region runs from base 1 to 2274 and encodes 757 amino acids. Gene Ontology annotation, molecular function: methyltransferase activity. The transcript has 18 exons. The record is from RefSeq and is a predicted model, not a curated record.